AUCAGGGCUCACCUCACUGGGUAUGGAGGGCAAUUUGCAACAGCCUAGCCCGUCAAUGGAGCCUGAGGGACUGGGGGACAGCCAGGGCCUGGCUGAACUGCAAGAGCUGGCCUUGAAGUGGGUCAUGGAAACACAGGCUCCCGUCAUCCUGCAGAACGGAGCCUUGCCAUUGUGGUUCUAUGGCUUCAUCUCCCGCAAGUAAGGCGGUCGGGUACUCAAAGACAAAGCUCCCAGAUGCUUCCUCUUCUGCCCCAGCGAGCAGGCCACAGGCUACAUCUUAUCCUACAGGGGCAGUGACCAAUCCCAGCAUUUCAUCAUCAACCAACUCCACAACCGGCGCUACCUUGUUUCAGCGGACAACUGCAGCCACAGUACCCUGGCCGAGCUCGGGUGCCACUACCAGCAGGUGCAGCUUGAGCCCUUUGGGGAGACUCUAGCUGCUGCCUGCCCUCGGGUAGAGGACAAUGAUUUAUACGAUGCCAUUGCCCUGGGCCUCCAGCAGACCCAUUUGGGCCUGGAAACUGCACCUGCCACGGUGGCCUCCACCAUGGUCCCAAACAAGGCUGCCAGCCCCCGUCCCUCUCCAGGGCCCCAAGCCUCCUUUACUUUCUCAAAGAGGAGCCUGGAAAGGAGUCCCUGGAUCUUCUCCAAGGAGGAAAGCAAAGAGGUGAGAUGGGGAGCCUGGGCUACCGGGGAGGACCCCACCACGAUGCCCUCUGUCCCUGAGAAGGGGACCUCCCUCCUGGCUUGGAUCCUGGGAGGUCCCAGUGACAUCACCUACACGGGCCUAAAGAAGAAAGAGCAGGGGCCCGGCGGCGUGGCUUAG
Molecule: messenger RNA, 826 nt
Organism: Ochotona princeps (American pika)
Lineage: Eukaryota; Metazoa; Chordata; Mammalia; Lagomorpha; Ochotonidae
Gene: SH2D7
Product: SH2 domain containing 7
Cellular component (GO): cytoplasm
Source: RefSeq, a predicted model, not a curated record